UUGUCCUGCCCCUUCGAGAAGAAAUCAGAGAGAGGGCAGGAGGCCCACUGAUCUUAUCCUCCUUGUGUGCCCUGACAUUUCCCCUUUUUGGCUCCCAGCUUCUGUUCCCAAGCAGGAAAAACUUACUGUCAAGAGGAGACACACUUCCCCACCACAGACGCUGGUUCCCACUGCAGCUAUGGCAAGUGGUAUCGAUUCAGAUGGCGAACAGGUGGUGCCAGAUGAAGAAGGGCCUGAUGUGAAAGCAGUCCAAGCCCAUUAUCUUCGAAGCCCCUCUCCCGGCCGAUAUUCGGUGAUAUCAGACACAGACACUGAGAGCAUCUUCAUGGAGCCCAUCCAUCUUUCAUCUGCUGUGGCUGCCAAGCAGAUCAUCAAAGAAGAACUGAAGACAAAGGAAGUGAAGGUAGAUACUACAUGUCCUGGAAUGCUGGAAUCUGCAGAGCAGCUACUGGUGGAAGACCUGUACAAUCGAGUGAAGGAAAAGAUAGAUGACACCAGCCUUUUCAACACUCCUUGUGUCAUGGACUUGCAGAGGGCACUUGUGAAAGACCGCCUUGAGUCCCCAAGGGAUUCUAUUGAUGAAGUCUGGCCAAAUAUCUUUAUAGCAGAAAAGAGUGUUGCAGUGAAUAAAGGCCGCAUAAAAAGAAUAGGAAUUACACAUAUCCUUAAUGCUGCUCACGGCACUGGUGUGUAUACAGGACCAGACUUCUAUAAUGGCAUGGAUAUCCAGUACCUGGGCAUCGAAGUAGAUGAUUUUCCAGAUAUGGACAUCUCUAAACAUUUUCGCCAAGCUUCAGAGUUCCUUGAUGAAGCAUUACUAACCUAUAAAGGCAAAGUUUUAGUCAGCAGUGAAAUGGGAAUCAGUCGCUCAGCAGUGCUGGUAGCUGCUUACCUGAUGAUCUUUCAUCACAUGACAAUCUUGGAGGCCUUGAUGACUAUACGUAAGAAGCGGGCCAUAUAUCCUAAUGAUGGUUUCCUGAAACAGCUAAGGGAACUCAAUGAAAACCUUUUGGAGGAACGACACGAAGACAUUGAAGAAGAUACUGAUGACACAAGUAGCCAAAGUUCUGUGGUUAGAGCUGGAAGCUGUUCCUUGCUGUCUGGGAGAGGGAAUUCUGGCAGUAUUACGGGAGCCAAAGUCCAUUCUAUCACAGUUGAGGAGGAUGACACCACAAGCCUCCUGGGAAGUGUAAUGAGUGCUUCUUCGAUGGGAAAAUCAAGCUUGGUUUCCAAACAGCCUACUCUAAUCAGUGAAGAGGAAGAGGAGGAACUCUAUGAAGAAUGGAGGAAAAAGCAGGGCUUGCCUGCCCGGGAACUUCCAAAUAAAGACAGAGAGAACAAACCUUCAGAUCUUACAUUUCCAGAGCAGGAGAACUCUGAGGAGGAUACCAACCGGUUGAUCCAAGAAUGGCAGCGCAAAAAUGAGAAAUGCCAAAUGGAAAGCUACUUGUUUCCCAAAGAGGAGGAUGGAGACUCUAGCAUGGGAGAAAGACUACAUUCUGUAAAUAAUAUAAGUGAUACUGAAAGUGUGAGUAGCCAACAAAUCAAGGUCCUGAAACAACAACUGGAAGCAAGUGGCAUCAACAGAAUAAGGAGAGGGCGCACAGAUUCUAUGUCUACAGAAAGUAGUUGGGAUAUGUGGAAUGAGAGGAUGAUGGAGAUAGAGAAAGAAGCUGCACAGAGAUAUUGUUCCAGAAGUAAACAUAGUAAUGAGAAGCCAGAAAAUGGAACAAAUGGAAGAGAUGUGGAUGAGGAAAGUAUAUUAUCUGAUGCUAGUUCCUUUUAUAAUUUCUGUCAAAAGAACAAAGAUAAACUGACUGCUUUGGAAAGAUGGAAAAUCAAAAGAAUCCAGUUUGGUUUUCACAAAAAAGAUCAGGAAGGCUCUGAGCAGUCCAAGGUUGAAGAUGGCAGCCAACAGGGUGAAGAUACUACAGAAGAGCAGAAGAACUUGUCAGAUGUCAACUUAACAGCCUACCAAGCCUGGAAGGCUAAACACCAGAAGAAAGUAGGCAAGGAAAAUAAGGAUGAGAUUGUGGAACUAGCUAAAGGUGAAGAUUCUGCUUCUUCCAGGAGAAAGCAAAGACGAAUGGAGCUACUUGAGCACUCAAAGAAAGUUUUGGAGGAAAGCCAGUCUCUCUGCAGCUGGGAAGCAGAUAGUGCAAUGAGUGGAAGUAUCCCAUUGUCAGCCUUUUGGCCAUCACCAGUUUCUGCAAAUGGCACCGAUGAUUCUGCUUCAGCAUUGAGCAUGCAGACCAAUCGUUCCUCUUUAUCUCAGCCCAGAAGCAUGUCAGGGCAUGCAGUAGGAGCAAGUAUGCCCAAUCUCCCCCUUGGUCCAGACAACACAAUAUCAGUAGCCAGUAUUCAAAACUGGAUUGCCAAUGUUGUUAGUGAAACUAUUGCUCAGAAACAAAAUGAGAUCCUGAUGUUGUCACGGCCCGCAUCUGUACUGGCUUCUAGUGUUAAAUCAGGUGAUGCAGGCAGAUAUCUGGAUGAUGACAAGACUUCUUUGCUCAGUGCACAGAGUGGCUUUUCUCUAGCUAAUUCCUUGUUUCACAAGCAAGACACACAGUAUGCUGACAUUCGAUCCAACCUGUCUUGCGACACAUCAACAAGUGGAAGGAUGGAAGGAUCCAGUUCAAGCAGGAGAGUGACACAAACAAGCAAGCCUCUUUACAGUCUCUUUGCUGAUGAGGUUGACCUGAAGAAUCUUAGCAGAAAGGAAAAGAAGAUGCAGCUGGAAAUGAGAGAGAAGAUGUCAGAUUACCAGACUGAGAAGCUUAUCAGCGACAAUAAACGCAGCACUUUAUUUAAGAAGAAGAAGAUCAAGGAGGAUGAGGAUGGGAAUGAGAGGACAGGAAAUGAUACGGAAAACAUAAUCGGUGGACUUAAGUUCCCUUUACAAACAAAUCUUGAUCACACUGACACAGCUUCCACUUUCUCAGGCCAGUUUGCCAGUCAUGGCGAUGCUAUCAAAUCAGAAGUGGAGAGCAAUGUAAACAAGUGGCUUAAAGGUUUGAAGGCAGAAGAAAGGUCUUCAUAUCAGAAUUGCUCUGACACUGGUGAAGAAAAAUACAAAAGAUCUUCCACGUUCAGAGAGGUUGACACUGAAUCUUCUAGCUACAGCAUUUCCAGAUCCCAAAGAGAAGAAAUGGAUAGAUUUUCAACAUACCAGUGUAAAGAUGAUUUGCACAAGGCAUCAUCACAAUUUUCUUCCUCCAGCGUUAAAGAAGGCAAGGAGGCACAUACAUUUACACGGUCAAAACUAAGUGAGUCAAGUUCCAGAGAAGAAAGUCCAGAGCCAAUUUUUUCCAGGGGAACCCCAGAGUCCUCCUACAGCUCAGAAUCCUCAGAACCAUCCACACGGAGUAGGAUCAGAUCGCAUCACUUGGAACAACACGAGGAGGAGUCUAGUUCAGAUGUGUCUGAGUUUGGAGCCAAAAGAAAGUUUACCCAGAGCUUUGCAAAGUCUGAGGAGAGUGGGGAGAAAGAGGGAAGGGAAGAAAAAAGAGAAGAGUGCUUUGCAUCGAGGCGUUCAUUUAGAAACAGACAAAGCACUCGCAAAGAAGAAGAAGAGGAAAUGGAUGAUGAUGCCAUCAUUGCCGCUUGGAGAAAUCGGCAGGAAGAAACAAAGGCAAAGCUUCGACGAAAGAGGGAGGAGCAAUAGAAAGCAAUGUUAUACCUGUCCCUUAUUUCUCCAUUCAAACAAAAGCCUUGGUAAAAAGGUCUCAAAAGCCUCAUUUAAAUCACUCUAUUUUCCAUCAUCAGUUUCAGUUAGGAGAGUACCUUUUCAUCCUUCAUAUAUUAUCUUAUUCUUUGUUUUCAGCCCUAGAGAGAGUAGUAGUGCCUUUCCCACUGUGUAUCAAUAACAUCCAGGCCUUUCUGUAUAGAAAUGUUUCAAAUGCUCUAAAUGUCUUUAGUAAGAAUAAUUGAAACUAAGUCAAGGCUCACAAAAUUUGUCUGGAAUGUGUAAAUUAUUACAUUUUCUAAAAUUAUCAGAAUUAGUUUAUUAUUGUCUUUUAAUUUAAUUGUGAUUAACAUUAGAACAAUAUAAACAGCAUUUAUUGGCAGGUUAUAAUGCAGCUAUUCUUAUACCAUUAAUGCCCUGUUCCCAUGUGGAAAGUAUAACUGAACUUUUAAUAUUCUAUUGCUUCCAAAUCACAGAGCCUUUUCCAUCUCCGGUGUGCAUCAAUAUAAUGGAAACUACUGAGGGAAUAAAUGCAAUGUUUGUUCCCAUGACAACUUGUAACUGAGCAAAAUAUCAAUCAUCAGUCACAUGGGGAGACUUUGUUUAAGAUUUUUUACUUUGUUUGCUAUAUAAAGGAGACAAUAGCAGAGAAAUUUUUUUUACCUUUGGGGCAGAAUUGUAUGCCUAACCUUAUAAGGCAUAUGCUAUAACAGUUUGUAUCACUUUUAAAUAAAAGUGUGUCUAGGCUGCAUUCUGGUAUAUAGGAAAUAAAAGCACAGUGUAGAAAAUAGAACAACUUAGCUGUAGCAUUCUAGCAAAAUAAAUCUCAAUGUGUCUGUUUUGUUUGCUGUGGAUAAAUGACAAGAAAAUCUCAUGGAAGGGUUCCCUAUAAGAACUUCAAGAACAGACUAUUUUGCUUGGUCUCACCAGCAAAGCCUUAGAUUCACCUGGCAUUUCCAAGUCUUUGCUAGUGGGUUAACUUGAUCUUCAAGUCUUAUCAUCUCAGAUAAAUUGUGGAGAGGAGUCAGGCCCAACAGCGUUAUAGACCUGGAUUCCACAGAAUAAUGUGGAAAGGAAACUAAGGACUCUUGAGCUGGUAGAAUGACUAUAAAUUAUACAAAUAAUAGUGGAUGGAGAAGAUCACAUGCCUAUAUGCUCUCUUACACGAAGAAUGUUCUGCACAAUAACAGAAUGGAAAAUAAUAUACCCUCCAACAUUUCCCAGAGGAAGACCAGGAUAUGUGUGGCCAAGCAGUAUGUGAUCAAGAUGGCAAAAGAUAUUAAUGAGGGAAACAAACAAAUUGGAGAGGCUGCAUCAGUUUCCUUUUGUCUGAUCCUGUCUUCUCCCCUCUACUUGCAACUCUGUUUGUAGCAGUUGAAGUCAGCUGGGGAAAAGUGGGACAUUUUAAAAACAGCAGAAAAGUGGGACAACAGAGGAUUAAUCAAGAUAGAUGGAAUAUAUAACAUACUGUAUAUACUCAAAAAUAAGCUGAGUUUUUCAGCCCUUUUUUGUUGAAAAAGCCUCCCUCGGCUUAUAAUGGGAUCAAGGCAAGGCAGCUGAACCUGGAGGCCAUUGCUUGCAAUAUAUGAUAUAUCUCUUUCUCUCCUCUUACCCUCCCUUAUCAGUGUGAUCUCUUUUCCAAAGCCUCCCUUGCUCUUACCAAGGGAAUGUUUUGAAAAGGGAAAGUAGAGGGAGAGAAGUCUUUGCAAGUCAGGAAGAAGAAGAAAAAAUCCAUUAAUCUUAUAAAAGCAUUUCCCCCUGAAAUAUUUGUUAAUCUCUCCUACGGAUAUAUAGGCAUUUCCCCCUGCAAGCCUUUGCAAUCCCUAUGUACCUAUAUAUCUGUAUCUAUCUAUAUACAUUAAUUUUACAUAUAAUUUUCUACUUGUAUGUUUGCAGUUCUUUGCAAAUCCUAUAUAGAUAUCUAGAGAUUUCCAUGUACCUGUAUAUCUGUAUCUAUAUUUAUACAUUAUUUUUAUAUAUGAAUUUUCCCCUCACAUGUUUGCAAGUCUCUGAAAAUCCUGUAUAGAUAUAAUUAUCUAUAUAUGUCUAGAUAGAUAUAUAUGAAUAUAGAUAUAUAGGGCUUGCAAAUAUUGCAGGGGAAAUGGGUGCGGGCACACACACACACUGUUUCCCCAAAAAUAAGACAUACCUGAAAAUUACACCUAGUAGAGGUUUUGCUGAAUUGCUAAAUAUAAGGCCUCCCCUGAAAGUAAGACCUAGCAAAGUUUUUGUUUAGAAGCAUGCCCGCUGAACAGAACACCAAAGCAUGCAGGAUUGGUAAAUGUACAUACCAUAGUACAUGGUACUAUGGUACAUACAUACAACAGUACAUGGAAAUAAUGGUAGUAAUAAGAAAUUCUUGAUAGGAUUCACAGUUUGUCUGUUUAUGCUGGUUUGUGAUGACAACCACUGUACAGUAUAUAAUACAUGUUCAUUUUUUGUACAACAAUAAAUGUGAAAAAUAAGACAUCCCCUGAAAAUAAGACCUAGCACAACUUUGGGAGCAAAAACUAAUAUAAGACACUGUCUUAUUUUUGGGGAAACAGAGUAUAUAUAUAUAUAUAUAUAUAUAUAUAGAGAGAGAGAGAGAGAGAGAGAGAGAGAUGUCUAGACAGAUAUAAACAGAUAUCUAGGGCUUACAAAUAUUGCUGGAGGGAAAUGCAUAUAUAGAGAAGAUGUGUAAACCUUUCAGAAGAAAUGCAUAUAUGAAAUUAAAAUAUAUAAUUAUAGAUCUAUAUCUAGCUCUGCAUUGUCUAUAUUUGUUUGCCUGUGACUAUGUUGGAAGCUGGCCUGAGUCCCCAUGGGGACUUAGGGCAGGUUACAAUUUUAUUAUUAUUAUUAUUAUUAUUAUUAUUAUUAUUAUUAUUAUUAUUAUUAUUAUUAUUAUUAUUAUUAUUAUGUUAUUGUUGAUACCUUAUUAUUUUUGUUGACCCUACUUUUCCACUUGCAGAGCUAGUUUACUGGGUUUUUUUUGAAAUACGGUAAAUAUUCAAAAACAUUUAAUCUACUGAUGCCUCAAUUAAUGUAAUUUUAUUGGUAUCUAUUUUUAUUUUGAAAUUUACCAGUAGCUGCUUCAUUAACCACCCUUGACUUAUACUCAAGUCAAUAAGUUUUCCCAGUUUUUUUGUGGUAAAAUUAGGUGCCUUGGCUUAUAUUCGGGUCGACUUAAACUUGAGUAUUUAUGGUAAUCAUUUUUUCUGUAAUGUGGUAAGUAUAUUUAUUCAUUUGCAGAUUUGGUCCACAGUAGAGAGUAAUCAGAAACCACCCUCCCAUCCUAUCCGUAACCUAAAGUACAGUCCAAUUUCAAAGCGUGUAGGGCUCCAGGUUUGAGAGAUCUUUCAACAAAGUGCCCCCUGAUAGAUCCCCUCCUGUGUGAGCUUGCUCCUGGCCACAGGUGUAUCUGCUAGUAGCAGUGCAUCGUUUGAGCAUUUAUUUAUUUUUAAAUUCCGCACAAUGUUUCAUUGUCACAUUGUGAGGCAUCUAAAAUAUCAGAUUAUCACCUCAUCCACUUGGCACAGAAAAGGAAUCUGAGUAUUUUCCAACUGUCCAUGAUUGACAGGGAAGGUCCCGGUUAGUCCUCUGUUGUCCCUCCUUUUCAAAUACCCCACUACUCCUCUCCUCCACCUAGUAUCCUCCUUUGUCCUCAGCUUCCUUUCUCUGCUGGAAAUGGCACUCAAAGUAGUUUGCACUCUAUUAGUGGAAGGGAGAGGAAAGGGUAGAGCCUUGCUGUUUUUAGGAGGCUCCUUUAUUUGUUUUAGUUUUUCAGGCUUUUCUAAACUCAUUACAUAAAUCCCAGUGUUUAAAAUUGUAGUUUUGCGCAUCUUGCUAUUAAUAAAUUCCCUUUUCAUAGCCUUCCCACGCACUUUUGGCAAUACUCUAAUGUUAGUUGGCCACAUGUGUUCUGAUUUUCAUCUGUGAAAUUUUGGACGACAGAGGUUUGUACAGUGUCAAUUGGUAUAGCCUCCAGCAGCAGGCCAAAGAUGCCUACAACACUCCAUUCUGCUUCCCCAGGAUACCAUUGCAUAAUUCUGCUUCAGGUAUAAACCACUCCUGAGAUCCAAAUCUAAAAUCACUGUUACUUUUCCAAAAUGCAGAUGGCGUUUUGCUUGUUUUCCCCUUCCAAAUUUUGACUGGUGCUUGAGAUUGCCAGCAGCUUUGGACUGAAAUGGAUAUAUAGAUAUAAUUAUAGCAGUCAAUCAUUCGUGAAAGGAGAGGUUUGUUUUAAGGCAAAAGGGCAUUUACUUCUUUUUGAAAUGGGCAAAGAUGUUUCAGCCUCCAUCUGCCCUUCACAUGCUCCCAGCUCUCUCUGCUCUCUUUGGAAAACAGGUUUGAGUCCAUCUACUUUCAUAUUUUCAAACAAAAUUCAUGAAAGGGCCAUAAAUACCAUGACUCGUUAAAAGGAAAGCUGUUUUCUCUUCCUCCCACGAGACCCCUUCCUGCGAGAGGGGAGAGAGAGUUCAGCCCUUUGAAGAAUUCUUCUUCUGUUAAUGUAGCUGGAUCUGAAAGCUGUCUUCUGGGUUUUGUUCUUCACAUCAUCUUGACCAGGCUGUGCCAUGGCUCUUCUCUCUAUUGCAUCCUCAAAUGUGAAGGAGGAUUGGAAAUAGACAGGGAAAACAAUUUAGUUUGCACAUUUUCAGAAGGCUGUACCCAAUGAGAGAAAAUAUCUAUCUAUGGAAAACUUCAGGAAAAAAAAUGUUCCUCAUUACCUUACCUAAGACAAAAAAAAUUGAAACUGUUCUACCAUAUUAACCUGGCAACAUACCAGAUGCACAAAAUGAAAGUUAGCAGACCCUGAGGCAAUCAAUUACCUGAGAUAUAAUCCAGAAAUGACAUUUCUUUCUGAGUGGUCAUGGUAAAUGGUCUGGCCCUUAUCAUGGGUUUGUCUGAAAGAUAAAUCCUUGCUGGAACAGGAGCAAUCAUGGCCCACUUUUGACAUUAUCGAAAGGCGGCUCAAUGCUGCUGAAAAUAGUCUUCUAGUGGUCUGGAGUUAAUUGCUGAAAGAGGAAGUCUUACAUGAUUAAACUUGCUCAGUCCUUAGCUUUCUGGGGAAAAGGGAAUAAAACCAGGAAUGGGGCUACAGUGACAAAGUCCGAAAACUUCUUACACUGUGGAAGAUGAAAGGACAGAAAUUGUAUUUCCCCAGCCUGGAGCACUACAGUCCUGUGGAGCAAGAAAGGCUUUAGAAAAUUAGUCCCUUUGCAUCUGAGAAACUCAGACUGACAGCAUAACUGAGAGACGUUUCUGUUUGCCAAUUUUUCAGGGGUAUUAUGGAAAGGUCCUAUUAUAUCUAAUGAUCAAAUUAGACUUUAAUGGAAAUAUGUAUUCUCUAUAAUUGACACAAUUCCUCUCCUAAUAAACUUUCCUCAGAGAUAUGUGCUUUAGUGAUGACAAUUGCAAAUUAAAUCUGUGUUUACCUCCAAUGACAAAAUGAAACAUACUAAAUCAACAUUAUGUAGUUAGAACAAUCUGUGCUAUGAUAAACACCCUUCACCACGUGAGGCAGUAUGUUUUCUCGUACAACAUUUUGACAGCCAAGGAGAGUGUUUGUUCUCUGACAAUUGCGUCAUUCAAAUGACUAUUUUUGAAUAAUUAAAGUAUGAUGAUUCUGGCCUUCUUGUUUUCUUGUUUUAAUAAAGAAGAUAAAGGUCUUAUCUUUCUUGAUUUAAUAACCAUUCUUCAAACCAAUGUGAAUAUUUAUUUGGAAAGCUCCCCAUGCUUGCUCAGAUCAAAGCCUAAUUUUCACAAGAAGCAAGUGAAAUGUUAAACGCCAGUGUCUCAAAGAUGUUAGGCAGUUGCUCAUGAUGUUGGAAAUAUUCUUCUCUCUAAUAAAUAUCAAGGAGAAAUUUAGGUUAAAUCUUUUCUAACUGAUACCUAGUUUUGAUUGUUCAGGGACUUAAUGUGUUGAUGAGUAGAAAGCAAGAAACUCCAUUUGUUUUCAGACUAUUAAAUUAUCUCUGGAUGUAUAGCAAAGCCCAAAUUUUCUUUAAAUUAGAGAUUAUUAGCAUUUUCUGCACCUACAGUUCUCCAAUUGUAUCAGCCAAUUUGCCUAUUUCAAAUGGGAAAAGCAAAUUUGAGUCUGCUCUUGCUGAAUGAAGUUAUUUGGUUCAGGUAUCUUAUUUAGAAUGUAAUAAACUUUGACAAAUGAAUUUUUGGAAACGAUGUUCUAA
This is a messenger RNA of Anolis carolinensis (green anole), 9852 nucleotides long. RefSeq names its product serine/threonine/tyrosine interacting like 2 (gene styxl2). The transcript is spliced from 6 exons. Gene Ontology annotation, cellular component: cytoplasm. Gene Ontology annotation, biological process: protein dephosphorylation; negative regulation of MAPK cascade. NCBI's taxonomy places the organism in Eukaryota, Metazoa, Chordata, Lepidosauria, Squamata, Anolidae. The coding region runs from base 179 to 3664 and encodes 1161 amino acids. The record is from RefSeq and is a predicted model, not a curated record. Gene Ontology annotation, molecular function: MAP kinase phosphatase activity; protein tyrosine/serine/threonine phosphatase activity.